Messenger RNA from Physella acuta, 2171 nucleotides. RefSeq names its product leucine-rich repeat protein soc-2 homolog. Gene Ontology annotation, molecular function: protein binding. The record is from RefSeq and is a predicted model, not a curated record. Lineage: Eukaryota; Metazoa; Mollusca; Gastropoda; Physidae.
GUCACCAGAGCUCUUGGUUAUUUUGACGGACGACGUCGUAGUUGUUGCUGGCUUCUAAAAUGCAGAAAACGUUUUCCGUGUUUGUUUUCUUUUUAUUGCUUUUUUGUGUGUCAGAAGCCGAAUACCAGGACUAUGAUUUUCAGGUGGAUGAGGAAGAUUUGUUAGAACAAUUCUCAAUAACUGUGGAUAAGAUUGACAGCAAAACUUUUAGAAACGUUACAGAAAAUUCAAAACUAACCGUUCACGGUAGUUCAACAACUUUAUUCUUCGACAACAGCCUGCCUAAAGUGAAAGUUCUACACAUCAUUGGUAUGGGAUCGCAGAUUUCUGACUUAGCGUGGAAGAGUUCAUCCAACUUUCUUGAUAAAUUAUCAUUAAGUGGAGUUGUCGUUAAAAAUGCUGCCGCGUCAUUCAAACUGUUAACAUCGCUGACCUCUCUCGAUUUGCAUAACACGACACUGAACAAUCUGAAAAAAGAUUCUUUCUCAACAUUUCAAAACAAGCUGGCUAAAUUACAUUUGAGAGAUGGUAACUAUGGAGAUUGGCCAGUGAGUUUCGAUCAACUCUCAGGGCUCAAAGAAUUAUAUAUUGAGAAAAGUAAUAUUUUAUCCUUAACUGAUCUUAAAUUACCAAAGUCUUUAAUCAAGAUUCACAUUUCCGGAAACCGGUUGAAUAAAAUACCAAAAGCUAUUUUAAAUUUAGACAAACUCGAGGAUUUAUUUCUUGAUUCCAACGAGAUAGCAAAAAUUGAGAAUUUGCCAAGAAAUAUAAAAUCGCUGUCGUUAGCGGGGAACACAAUCACCGAAAUAAAUAAUUUACCAAACGGUUUGGCCCUAGCCAUAUUAUCAGCAAACAACAUUACGACAGUUAAAAACAUUCCAGAAUCGGUCAACGCAAUAUACUUAUCUAAGAAUAGCAUCUCCUCUUUAACAAAAGAUUGUUUUAAACCUAACUCUCAGCUCGAUACCUUGUCUUUGUCGCACAAUCACCUCCGUAAUUUGGACAUCACGGAAACAGCUUUUCAAAACACACCGCGUUUGUCCCAAGUCGAUUUGGAACGAACGUCUUUCACUGCUCCACCGGAGGCGUUCAAGAACCUGAAGAAGUUAAAGCUGCUAGCAGUAGACUCAGAUUACUCAGGUUUUUGCGACAAUGUAAACAAAUUAAUGAAAUCAAAGGUUUGUAAACUCAUAAAAGAGGAACCUAUAACGAUAAAAGUUGAGGUGGUCGAUUCUCUAACUUUUAAUGAAUUACCAAAGACAACACAUUUAAUUAAUGAGAGUGGUCCGAUGACGUCAUUCCCCGACCUGAGCCUGCCCGCGGUGAAGAUUCUAGAAAUCAAAGGUCAAAGAUCGCAGAUCUCCGGCCUGGCCUGGAAGAAAUCAUCAGAUCACCUUGAAGGGUUAUUUUUAUCUGAUGUACACCUUGAAAAUGCGUCGGCGUCUUUUGAAAUGCUAAGAUCUUUAAAGAUACUUCAUAUGAAAAACGUAUCGAUGGAUGGUCUGAAAAGAGAUUCUUUCUCUAGAUUUCAAAACAAGUUGUUCUCUUUACAUAUUAGUUUUUGCAAUUUUGUUGACUGGCCUAUAAGUUUUAACCAGCUAAAAAAUCUAAACAAUCUUGAGAUUUUUAAAAGCAAUUUAUCUUCAACAAGGCUCAGAUUCCCAAAAUCUUUAACCCAGCUUAAAAUGUACGGUUUGCGACUUAAUAAAAUAACUACUGCUUUUUCCACUUUGAAAAAUCUUACCGAUCUAGUCCUUGAUUUUAAUCAUAUUAAAACUAUCGAGAAUCUACCACGAAACGUGACCAUUUUGCACUUAAAAAGCAACGCCAUCACUCAAAUAAAAAACAUACCGAAAUCUGUCCUAAUGUUACAUUUAUCAAUGAACAAUAUCUCCAUCAUAACAAAAGACUCCUUUGUACGCAAUUCAAAACUACAGCACUUGUUUUUGUCAAACAAUCUCCGUAACACCUUGACAAUUACGUCAACGGCUUUCCAAAACACCCCUCACAUUUCCUCGAUCUACUUAGCUAACACAAACUUUAAAGCUCCAGUCGAGGCCUUUACCGGCCUCCAACGCUUAACUCUUCUGAAAGUGGAUCCAAAAGACAAAAAGUUCUGUGACCGCGUGAACCAACUGAAAAAAUCGAUCUGUAAAUCAGAUUGAUUUUUC